CAGAAAGAAUGGUAAAAAUGCAGGCAGGGCACAGGACAAAGCACUAGGGACAAAAUUGUAUUGAGUGAAUGUCACUUUUAAAAUUUUUGAAUUUCCCGCCGGUUCCAUCCCCCGUACGUCCCGACGCUCGCAGGGACCGGAACACGGAAGACGGAUGCUGGCAUCGGCCGGAGGAGAUGGCCGGGGACCCUGUAGGGGCGACAUCGCAGGAGCAAAGGACAAGGUAAGUGAUCGAAGGAAUCCCUGAGCAAUGCUGCAGGGUAAUCCCGAGUGUAGCUCGGGGUUACUGCUUUUGGUA
This is a messenger RNA of Staurois parvus, 298 nucleotides long. The record is from the annotation of a GenBank genome assembly. NCBI's taxonomy places the organism in Eukaryota, Metazoa, Chordata, Amphibia, Anura, Ranidae.